Messenger RNA from Parnassius mnemosyne (clouded apollo), 2349 nucleotides. The record is from the annotation of a GenBank genome assembly. NCBI's taxonomy places the organism in Eukaryota, Metazoa, Arthropoda, Insecta, Lepidoptera, Papilionidae.
AUGGUGUAUCCAAAGAAAACAUCGGCGGAGUGGUUUAUUGACCAACUAAAUGUUGAAAAUGCAAAAUUAGUAGCUUUUGUUUUAGUACUAGGCUUCAUUGGCUACCACGGAAUAUUACAUCUACGAUAUGGGCCUGAUUCCUGUACUUGGUUGCUGACAUCGGGUCGUUAUAAAGGUGAUCAUGAGUGGCAGCCCUAUGGUUGUAUGUUGCAUAAAUACUCUAAAACCGAUGCGAGAAGAUGCUUGCGAUAUUUGGCGUUUUGGGGCAAAUACAACAGUUUCGCUUUUAUCGGCGAUUCACGACUUGAGCAGCUAUACGAGUAUUUUAUUGGUGUACUCAGAACAAGGUCAGACAUGGACUCGUCAUACACCACCAAAGACCAUCGCAUGCCGAAUUACACUUACGUCGACAGCAAAUUGAAACUUUCAGUCACUUUCAUAUGGAGUAACGACGUCUCGAAGACGAUGGUCGAUCAGUUUCGUGCCUGGGAACGAUCUGACAGACCUCCUUCAGUAAUAGUAGCGAGCACUGGUCUCCAACUAGUAAAAAACCGUAACGCAACGGACUUAGUACUGGAGGAAUACAAAAGGAACCUUACGCGGUUGGUACAACCGAUAGAUUCGCUUGCGGCGCGAAAUACACAAGUGUUGUGGAAACUUCUCGAAUCAGUGGACCCUUCGAUGGCGAAAGAUGACAUGACUAUAAAUAACCAUGAUAUUGAUGCCUAUAACAGUGCUGCAAUGGAGAUUCUGCGGCACAGCGCGGUGCGCGUGUGGGGCGCGGCGCGGUUGGUGGCGGGCGGCGGCGCGAGCGCGGCGCUGCGCCACUGCGCGCAAAUUUUGCUCAAUAUGUUUUGCAACGAUCACAUGAACUUUAACGACGGGUCCUGCUGCGCGCAGCCGGAGCCCUACACCCAACUGCAGAUGCUUACCUUCGCACUCUUCCUGCUCUGCGCAGUGCUAGCCGGUUUGAAGUGGGUUUGGCGCUGGUCCCAGACGAUCAGACAGAAGAUGGAGGGCUAUUCGCUGGUGGUGCCGCAAACCAGCCCGGCUUCUCCCGUGGCAGCGCUUGCCAAGCUCGGCAUGAUUAUGGCGUACUUCUAUCUCUGCGAUAGAACCAACUUCUUCAUGAAAGAGAACAAGUAUUAUUCGGAGUGGAGUUUCUGGUUGCCAGUUGGCUACGUCUUCGCUUUGGGAUUGUUCUUUACCGAUGAUUCGAGAUCGAGCAGAGUUCUACAUAAAAAUCAAACGGACGAGUGGAAAGGCUGGAUGCAACUUGUCAUCCUUGUGUACCAAGUGACGGGGGCCAGUAAAGUACUGCCCAUCUACAUGUUGGUGCGGGCUCUGGUCUCCGCCUAUCUCUUUCUAACGGGAUACGGACAUUUCUACUAUAUUUGGAAGACUGGAGACACCGGCCUGGUCAGAUACUUCAGGGUCAUUUUCCGGCUCAACUUCCUCACAGUGGUGCUGUGUCUGACGAUGAACAGGCCUUACCAGUUCUACAGCUUCAUACCGCUGGUUUCGUUUUGGUACACCCUGAUGUUUGUCAUAUUCGCGUUACCCCCUCACAUAACGCAAUCCUCCACGCACACAGUGGAGUCGAAGCCCUACCAGUAUCUUUACAUAGCGCUCAAGAUAAUAGGUCUGCUGACAAUCGUCACAGUCCUGUACAUGAGCGAGGUGUUCUUCCAGAAGAUAUUCGUCACCAGGCCGUGGAAAGCGCUAUUCGUCAACUCUGAUGACGAUAUACAUCAGUGGUGGUUGAGGUGGAAGCAGGAUCGGUACUCUAUGGCCUAUGGCAUAAUUUUCGCUACAGCUUACCUUCUCGCUCAACGCUACAACCUCCUAGACGACAACAACCACAGCAACCUGUUCACGCCAGGUUUAUCCCUUACGGCGACACUUCUAGCUUUCAUCGGGAUCGGGAGCUACGUCACAUUCACCUUCCUAUGCAGCAAUACCUUCGAUUGCAACGAAAUCCACAGCUACGUGGCCUUUCUACCCAUCGUUAGUUACAUCAUACUAAGGAAUGUAUCCGGCGCAUUGAGGACCAAACAUUCGAAUCUCUUCGCUUGGUUUGGUACCAUUACUUUGGAGUUGUUCGCUAGUCAGUCGCAUAUCUGGCUCGCAGCCGACACCCAUGGCGUUCUUGUAUUAAUACCAAGCGCGCCAAUACUCAAUCUGAUUCUAACGUCGUACAUUUUCAUUUUCACCGCCCACGAAAUACAUAAGCUGACCGGUAUCAUUCUCCCGUACGCUGUUCCCGAUGAUUGGAGACUGGUUUUGAGAAAUUUCGCGAUAUUCCUCGCUAUUUUAGUACCGAUCGGUAUUCAUGAUGGUAUGUUUUAG